This is a messenger RNA of Arabidopsis lyrata subsp. lyrata, 1784 nucleotides long. RefSeq names its product B3 domain-containing transcription factor VRN1. The transcript is spliced from 5 exons. NCBI's taxonomy places the organism in Eukaryota, Viridiplantae, Streptophyta, Magnoliopsida, Brassicales, Brassicaceae. The record is from RefSeq and is a predicted model, not a curated record. The coding region runs from base 477 to 1502 and encodes 341 amino acids. Gene Ontology annotation, molecular function: DNA binding.
AAAAGAAACAUUUGUUAAGAAUAAAAAAAAAGAUGGUCGAAAAAGGGGAGUAGGUGGGGGCGGUCGGCUUUUGAUUAGUUAGAAAAUAAAAAAUAAAAACCACACGAGUGACCAACCGAUUCGACUCACCGAGUCAACCGAGCUAACACAGAUUCAACUCGCUCGAGCUUCGUUUUAGGACAAGUUGGUUUUUUUUUUCUUUUUUUUUUUUUGCUUCUUCUUGGGUUUGGUUGGGUCACUCCUCAGGUCAGGUGUGUUAAAAAGAAAAGAAAAGAAAAGAAAAGAAAAGAGAGAGUGUUGUAACCCCUUUGACUAAAAUCUAAAAGAGCUUUAACACAAUAAAACUCCUUCAGAUCUGAAAGGGUUCUCUCUCUCAGUCUCUGUCCUUUUAUUCUCCGGCGUCGUUUCAUGAUCUGACUCUCUCUGGUCUUCUCUUCUUCUUCCUUUUUCUUACUUCGUCACUGUUGUGUCUGAACAUGCCACGCCCUUUCUUCCAUAAGUUGAUUUUCUCAUCCACUAUCCAAGAAAAACGUCUGAGAGUCCCAGAUAAGUUUGUGAGUAAAUUCAAGGAUGAGCUUUCGGUUGCUGUUGCACUCACAGUACCUGAUGGUCAUGUUUGGCGUGUAGGACUAAGGAAAGCUGACAACAAAAUUUGGUUUCAAGAUGGUUGGCAAGAGUUUGUUGACCGUUACUCCAUUCGCAUUGGUUAUCUUUUGAUUUUUAGAUACGAAGGAAACUCUGCCUUCAGCGUCUACAUUUUCAAUUUAUCCCACUCUGAGAUCAAUUACCAUUCCACCGGUCUCAUGGAUUCCGCACACAACCACUUCAAACGCGCCCGUUUGUUUGAAGACCUUGAAGAUGAAGAUGCCGAGUUCAUCUUUCCUUCUUCCGUGUACCCUUCACCACUUCCUGAGUCUACAGUACCAGCCAACAAAGGGUAUGCUGGUUCAGCCAUCCAAAGCUUGUUCACUGGAUCUGUUAAAGCUGAAGAGGCAACGCCAACUCCAAAAAUUCCGAAAAAGAGAGGGAGGAAGAAGAAAAAUGCUGAUCCUGAGGAAAUAAACUCAUCUGCUCCGCGCGAUGAUGACCCAGAGAACCGUUCAAAGUUCUACGAGAGUGCUUCUGCGAGAAAGAGAACCGUGACUGCAGAAGAAAGAGAGAGGGCCAUUAAUGCAGCCAAAACGUUCGAGCCGACAAAUCCUUUCUUCAGAGUUGUUCUGCGACCAUCUUAUCUAUACAGAGGUUGCAUCAUGUAUCUUCCUUCUGGGUUUGCUGAGAAGUACCUAAGUGGGAUCUCCGGGUUCAUCAAGGUCCAGCUCGCGGAGAAACAAUGGCCUGUACGAUGUCUCUACAAAGCCGGGAGAGCCAAAUUCAGUCAAGGAUGGUACGAGUUCACUCUAGAGAACAACCUAGGAGAAGGAGACGUCUGUGUGUUCGAGCUGCUACGAACCAGAGAUUUCGUUCUGAAAGUGACGGCCUUUCGAGUCAACGAGUACGUCUGAACAAAGCAUUAUGGUGUGAUCAUUCUGCAGUGGGGGGAUUUGCAAGUACAAUGUCGUGUAGGAGUAUCUUAAUUUAAAAACAACUAAAACUCUCUUCUGGUCAUUGCGUCAGUGUCUCGUUUCUUCUCGGGUUUACUUUAUGUUUUCGAUGUGGAUAAGUUGUUUUCACCCCAUUCUAUAUAGAACCUCUGAGUGGAACUCAAUUUGUUUGAGUAGAACAAGUUAGGGUUUAAGAAGAAGUCUGUAAAUACCUAAUCUCCAUCAAAUUUGGUAUUAUCGAAA